AUAGCACUUAUUAUAAUCUGAAAUAUUGUAUGUUUUGUUGACUUCGUCAUAUAUAGAAGUAAUGAAGAUAAUUGUGAGUAUAAUUUUUGGGGUGAUAGUAUCUGCAAAUACUAAUAAACUACCAAACAAAAUCACUCCAUGCAAUACAAAAGAUCCGAAUUUGUCAGAAUGCGUAAUGAGCAAUAUAAAUUGUCUUAGAAGUCAACUAUUGGAUGGAAUUCCACAAUUGAACUUCCCGUCUUUGAAUCCAUUAAAAAUAGAUUCAUUCCAAAUCACAGCUAGGAAAGAGUUCGAGGGCAAUUUUUCCAAUGCAGUAGUGUAUGAUGUUGAUAAGUUUAACAUAAAAUAUUUAGAAGUCGAUUUAGAAAAAAUGUGUUGGUCUGACCAAAUGGAAUUUGAUGAGGUAUACGUUGAGACGGACUAUAUAUUGGAUGGAGAGUUAGUAUCAAUGGAAUUUCAUGAAUAUUCAGGAUAUGGCUCUGCAAAAUUUUUUGGAAUACACGCUAAUAAUAUUAUUACUCUCGAUACAUGCACAGUGGAUGGUGAGAAAUAUCUAAAAAUCAAAGAUAUUUCAGUGGAUGUACAUAUAGACAACUAUGAGAUGACAUUGAACGGUCUAGAGAAAUAUGGUAUUUGCAAUGAAUACGCAAGUAAAAUGAUCAAUGCAGCAUCACAUGGAUUAUUACAAGAAUUUAGAGAUUCUAUAAAUAGCGAUGUGAGAAAAAUUAUAUCUGAUUUAUACGGAAGAAUUUUCGAAACAGUCCCACUCAAUGAAUUAUUCGCUUUCUAAAAUAAAUGAUUGCAUUGCAUCGAAA
This is a messenger RNA of Diorhabda carinulata, 815 nucleotides long. RefSeq lists its product as uncharacterized. NCBI's taxonomy places the organism in Eukaryota, Metazoa, Arthropoda, Insecta, Coleoptera, Chrysomelidae. The coding region runs from base 62 to 790 and encodes 242 amino acids. The record is from RefSeq and is a predicted model, not a curated record. The transcript is spliced from 3 exons.